Penicillium expansum is the source of this 1806-nucleotide messenger RNA. RefSeq names its product serine hydrolase domain-containing protein. NCBI's taxonomy places the organism in Eukaryota, Fungi, Ascomycota, Eurotiomycetes, Eurotiales, Aspergillaceae. The transcript has a single exon. The record is from RefSeq and is a predicted model, not a curated record. Bases 1 to 1806 code for a protein of 601 amino acids.
AUGCGGGUGCCAAAUUAUGUGCUCGCCAGUUUGAUCUGCCUCCCGGCAGCUUUCGCCGAUCUUCUAGGGCCAUCGUAUCCUCCCCCCAGAGACUUGUCUAGCAGUCACAGUCGGGUCGCCGCCAGUUGGAAGAAUCUGACUGCCCAACUUAACAUCGUUCUCACCGAUAGCCAUGUCAACAAAACCAGUGGAGUCUUUGCACUGAAAAACCUCACAUUCUCUGCUGGGUUAUUUUCCACACUUGACCCGAAAGCCAAAGAUCUUCAAUUUCACCACACGGCGAACGAAGUCGCAAACUCUAAGGUUGGAGUGAGGAAGGUGGAUGGAAACAGCAUCUACAAGGUCGCUAGUGUAUCGAAACUCUUUACAGUUCUUGCCGGACUCAUAGAGCUGAAGCCCCAUGACUGGGACCUUCCACUCACCGACAUCUUCCCAUUCUUGGCCGACCGUGUUCACAAGCAACACGAUAAGCUCCGGCUUGCGUAUGAUGUCCAAUGGAACAAAGUCACCCUCAAAUCCCUUGCGGGCCAGAUGAGCGGCAUACCCCACGGUGCUACAGAAGAAUUCCUACAAACCUUCCUUCUAUACAAAUACCUCGAACGCUCUGACAAUCCCGCGUUGACCGAUCCAAACUUCUACGGUCUUCCACCUCUGAACGAGAGUGACUUGACGCUAUGGCCAUCAUGCUUGGGUGAACAGACCCAGGGGUGUGACGCAGUCUCCUGGGAUGUGGCAUACGCCCCACGACCUCCUGUUUACCUUCCCUGGACAAGCCCCGAGUAUGCAAACGGCGGUUACAUCUUUCUUGGUCUGGCGAUUUCAAAUCUCACAGGAAAGACCAUGGAUCAAUGGUAUAAUGAUUCCAUCUUCGAACCUCUUGGAUUGAAGUCCACUUACUCAUCACCGCCUGAUAACUCCACACGCCCCCAUUCCGUCACAUCGGAGGGUCUUGAUGAGCAGUUCGUCCCCGAUGGAGGCACUACAAACCCCUCUGGUGGGUUGUUCUCUACAACCAACGAUCUCUCCAAGCUAGGCGUCGCCCUCCUAAAUUCCACCCUCCUCCCUUCUGAAAAGACCCGGGAAUGGAUGAAGCCUGUCACUCACACCUCAAGUCUCCGCUACUCCGUCGGCUCACCAUGGGAGAUUCAUCGAUUCGUCCACGCAGGCUCAGGUAUAGUCACCGAUCUCUACACAAAACUCGGAGACUCGGGAUUUUACGGCGGCAUCGUGGUCGUGAUACCGGACUUCAACGCCGGCUUCACUCUUCUCUCAGCCAGCACGCAGCCUAGCCGCAGCAGCGAGGCGCUCUUGGCAAUCGACCUUAUCGUUGAUGCCAUCCUCCCAGCGCUUAUGGAGCAGGCCGCAGCAGAGGCGGCGCAGAAAUAUGCCGGCACGUACAAAGCCGACGACCUGAAUUCGUCAUUGACACUCACUGUUGUUCCACCUAUCCAUCCUGCGCCUGGCUUGAAUAUCACAUCAUGGAUUAGCAAUGGUACAGACAUCACGGAUUUAGUCUCUACACUCCUUGGUGGUGUCGGGUCACGACUUGUGCCCUCUAUUGUCUCUGAGAAGGCCACUGGGGAACUCGCUUUCCGGGCAUACACUGCUACGCAGAGUCGGGGAUCCGGAGUGGGUUCCUCGUCCAGUCUUUUCUCUUCUUUCUACGAUCUCAACGACUGGACUAUGCUGGACCAGUUAACAUGGGGCGGUAUUGCUACCUCGCUCUUCGUUUUCGGUGUCGAGGAAAACGGAACUGUCAAUUCAGUGACACCAGGUGCCUACAGAGUGAAGAUGGCGAGGAAAUAA